AGUGCAUCGUGUGUCAGCGCAAAUUCCACGAGGCCUGAUGGCGCGCCUUGGCGUUCCAUUGCGUUUUAUUUUCGUACGGAAGUAACCUUGAGCCAAAUAAACUAAUUUUCUUUUUUCCUCUGAUAUCUGCUUAUUUCUUUUGUAGACACUCGAAGCAGCCGUAAAUAAAUUGUUGCCAACUCCAUUCACAUCACUGGCGCAUAGCGACAGUGACAGUGCACCAAAUGGCGGUGAGGACGUAAGUACGUGGCAAGGCUAUAAUAGACACAACGUUUGCACCACAACGGCGGCGCCUCACAACAGUCGGUGCCAGCGCGUCAAUGUGGAAGAUAGCAAUUCUCAGUUGCUUGCUUGCGCGAAGUGGGCUGGAUGAAUACAAAUAGUCGUACAUGUGCAACAUAGCAAAUGAUUACAUACGCAAACACAUAUCAGCGCGAUGUCUGCAGCUGCAUUAAAGUCAAUGUCAAUUUCAUCCGCAUCACGGCAGCUACAACUCCAAUUUAACCAGCAAAUAAAGCAACAGCCAAAGAUUGAAUUGGAUUCAUCGGCUAUGAUAGAUGCUGAUGUUGUUGACGCGAAUGCAAAUAAUCCAAAAUGCGCCUAUGUAAAUGGAACUAUAGGCGCUACUGUCCCAGAUGCUUCACAAGUACACACACAAAAGGAGGCUUGCGCAUGUGUGAGUUCUCCACCCGAUGCGGCUAUAGUGUUGCGCGUCCCUGCGACGUUUUGUAGCGCCAGCUUUUGCCCAAAUUCCGCUCAACUGCAUAUGCCGGUGCUUCUAUCGACCUAUGAACCGUUUCCAGCAGCCGUAGCUACUGUUGGACCGGAAACGUUGGCGACAAAUCAGACCACAUGUCGCACUGCCUGCUCGCUCUUAGCUUUAACCGUGGAGCCAACAGUUUUGCAGGAGAAAAAGUAUUUGGCAGACUAUCAACGCUGCUGGCCGCCGCCGCUGUUCAUUAUACUGGUGUCGCUUCUGGAGAUUGCCGUCUUCAUAUACGAUUACAUGACAGUCCAAUUGUCAGUGGCAGCGUUGGCGGUGGCAGUGACAGGGGCGCCACCAGAGGCCAGCACCAGCAAGCUAUUCAUAUCGAGUGAAUCGUCGCUUAUCUAUCGGCCAGAUUGUCGUCUAGAGAUGUGGCGUUUCAUCUCGUAUAUGUUGUUGCACGCGAAUUGGUUCCACCUGAGCUUCAAUGUUGUCAUACAGCUGGUGUACGGGCUGCCCUUGGAGGUGGUGCACGGUUCGGCGCGCGUUGCCAUCAUCUAUUUGGCUGGCGUAUUUGCCGGCUCGCUGGGCACCAGUGUCGUCGACUCGGAGGUGUAUUUAGUGGGUGCAAGUGGUGGCGUUUACGCGCUAUUGACCGCACAUUUAGCGAAUAUUCUGCUCAACUUCAGUCAAAUGCGUUAUGGCAUAACCCAGUUGGUACGGGUCAUCGUAUUUGUUUCCUGUGACCUGGCCUAUGCAUUCUAUGCCAAAUAUUACAGCACCAAAAGCGUCAUAAAUAUGGAGGCCAAAGCACUACCAAGAGUUUCAUAUAUUGCACACCUGACUGGCGCGUUGGCGGGUUUCACAAUGGGUUUGCUGGUGUUGAAGAAUUUCGACAGUCCGAAAUCGGCGCAGUCGAAACUGUUGUGGUGGCUGGCAUUGGGCGUCUAUUCGGCAUUUACGAUAUUCGCGAUUGUGUUCAACCUCAUCAACACAGCCACUGCACAAAUACUCGAAGAGGAUGGUGAAGUGGUCACGCAACAUUUACUUCAUAAUUUGGAUAAAUCGAAAAGCCAAAAUGGACAACACUUUCCAGGUUCAAUUUUCCGGGAGGGUCUACUUCAGCGCCAUUUUUACAAUUAUUACAAUUUAAAAUACAUUUUUUUUAAUUUUUGUAUGUAAAAGGAGUUAAGUAAAAAUCUUGAAAAAUGUAAAUAUCGUUUUUCAUUUUUUAUUGUAAAAGAAAUCCUGAAAAUACCCUAAAUUGGCGAGCUCUAGACCACUGGAACCUCUUAAGUGCAAGGAACUUUUUGAUAUGAAAGUUUCAGAUGGGUACCCUAAAGAAGUUCAUCCAGCAGCAACAGAUGCAGAUGAGUAUUGCAAUUAUAAAGGCUCUACAGAUGUUUUCUAACAACAUCAAGAUGCACGCCACAAAUAGGAGGUGGAACUCCGCCAAACACCCAAAAAGGGUGUAAGCGCCAAUUAUUCUAUUCAAUAUAUCUACAUCGCUACAUCAAGUGAUCACCAAAUUGUUUCGUUUUGUUUUAAUUGUUUGACAUUUGAUUAUUGUCAGGAUUAGGUGCGAUAGAUUUUUUCUGAAACAGAGGGCGCUUAUUCGAAGUAGCACACAGGUAUUUCAUGUGGACUAACUUUUGAUCUGCUCGGUGAUGAGAUAAUCAAUUCACAUUUUGUAUGGUGAAAUCUUGCUAAAUCAAGUGGCUUUACCAGAUCGUCCAUUUAGCAACAAUAAUUAUUUGAUUAAGUUUUGGUCUGAACAUACUGUAAAGUUCCUUUUCCCUUAGGCGCGACCCCAUACUCCAAUCGGUUUGCUUACUGCAUUUCACGUUGCUCUCGUUGCACGAAUAAGGGUGUAGGCUAGAACUGCAUACCAAAUGUACCAGGAGCUUUGGAUUUCAGCGCCUGGAACGCUUAGUGUGUCGUUCUAGCUUAAGAGUGUUAGGAAGAGGUACCGAUUUAAAUGCACAUAUUUUAUUUAUUUCCACAGUAGUUUCUUAUAGUUAAAAUAUGCAAGAAAAUAUAUUACAUAUCACUAACAAAUUAUAUACUCACAACUAUGUAUAAGAAUUUAAAGAAAUUUUAUUAGAAUAUUUAAGUUAUAAUA
Anastrepha ludens (Mexican fruit fly) is the source of this 2828-nucleotide messenger RNA. Its product is annotated as protein rhomboid-like. Gene Ontology annotation, molecular function: serine-type endopeptidase activity. The record is from RefSeq and is a predicted model, not a curated record. NCBI's taxonomy places the organism in Eukaryota, Metazoa, Arthropoda, Insecta, Diptera, Tephritidae. Gene Ontology annotation, cellular component: membrane. The transcript is spliced from 4 exons. Bases 437 to 1888 code for a protein of 483 amino acids.